AGUCUAACAAAAGGAAGCAGUAAAGAGAGCAGUUCAUCUUUUGUGCAGUCAUUAUAUAUUUUGACCAUCACGCGAAAUGACUGACAAAACUGGAAGUGAAGAGACCUCCUCCUGCAAUCGGUCCUCAGUUACAAACCAGACUGAAGGUGACAAUUCGACUUGUCAUGAUCAGAUCGACUCCACAGUUCAGCCUCUCUUCAUUGUGAUCUACAGUCUGGUGUUUCUGGUGGGACUCCUCCUCAACUGCUUCAUCAUUAAGUUUUACCUGUGCCAAGCUCAGCAGCGGCAGUCCAGCAGCAUCCUGGUUUACCUUAAGAACUUGGCAGCAGCUGACCUUCUUCUCUGCCUCAGCCUACCUCUACGUAUCACCAAACACAUUGGCCGCUCUGACAAUAUCCUCCAGGUCUACUGCAACUUUGGCGCUUUCACUUUUUACGUCAACAUGUAUGUCAGCAUCCUGUUCAUGGGCUACAUCGCUGCAAACAGAUAUCUGAAGAUUGUUCAUCCUUUGGGGAAUCACAUCCUGCAGACAGUGAAAGGUGCCCACAUCCUGUCCGUGGUAACCUGGGUUUUCUUCCUCUCUCUGAUGAUCGUCUACAUCAUCAUGUCAUUCACCAAAGACACAUUUCCGACCCCUGUCUCCAACAUGGUUGAUUGUGAGUGCUUGCACGGCAGCCGGCUCACCGUGCUGUACAAAAUCAUGCACAGCUCUUGCAUCGCCCUCUUCCUGCUUGUCCUCAUAUCCUUGCUCUUCUUCUACUACAAAAUCGGUAGCAAAGUGUUGCUGGCGCAGCAGAGGCAGCCGGCGUCCUCCUGCUCCAAAAAGCUUGAAAAGUCACGGAGGAAGAUGUUAGUGCUGGUCGGCGUCUUCUGUUUUUGCUUUUUCCCAUACCACCUAGUGCGAGGUCUCCACAUUUUCCUGUGGAAUACCUGUUCGUUUAGCAAAGCUGUGUUCUACCUGAAGGAGCUGAGCAUCGCCAUGUCAAUUCUCAAUAUCUGCCUGGACCCGAUCAUCUACUUCAUCUACUGCAAGUCAUUCAGGACUCAGCUUAGAAUGACCAGCUUGAGACAUCACAGGAGGGAGUAAUGGAACAAGACGGAACAGCCUCUGCAGGAAAUGAGAUGCGCAACUCCAACUUGUCAGAGAGGGAAUGCUGUGUGCAAAAUAAAAACCAAUGAUGGUCUGUCACACAAUUAGUGAAAAGGCAAUCCCUGUCUGACCUAAAAUAUUGUUGUUGUUUUAUAACUGCCCUCAUAAUUCCUUCCUCAUUAACCCUGUGAUACACUGGUGACCUGUCUCUCUGUGACCCUCUAGAGGAGAAGUGGUUACAGAUACUUUUAUGAAUGAAUGAAUGAAUCUGUUAGUGCUGUAUUAAAAUGGAUUUUCUCUUUCUGCCAGAGCUGAAAUGUUCAAGAUUGCCACUUUAACUUCACAUGCCCUUAAAUGAUGAAGUGUAGUGAAGUGUAGCGCAGUAAUAAAUGUCAUACAUGUUAAUUCUGAGCUUAAUCUGUACAAAGUUUGAUAUAAUACGUGUUUCAAAUGUGAUUAAAAAUAAAUAAAUGGAUAUGCUUCAUCA
Mugil cephalus (flathead mullet) is the source of this 1577-nucleotide messenger RNA. Its product is annotated as G-protein coupled receptor 87-like. Gene Ontology annotation, biological process: G protein-coupled receptor signaling pathway. The record is from RefSeq and is a predicted model, not a curated record. Gene Ontology annotation, molecular function: G protein-coupled purinergic nucleotide receptor activity. Lineage: Eukaryota; Metazoa; Chordata; Actinopteri; Mugiliformes; Mugilidae. Bases 77 to 1087 code for a protein of 336 amino acids. The transcript is spliced from 4 exons. Gene Ontology annotation, cellular component: membrane.